AUGUUCGAUGUGAUAGCGAAAAAUUCAGAAAGCUCGAAAGUCGAGCAUCGUGAGGAGAACGCAGUCAAAGAAUCCACGAAUUGGGUACCCACCAUGUUCUUUGCCACGGGACCAGGAUUCAGGAAUGGUUUCGGAGAUCACAGUAGCACUGACAUAGAGCAACCAUUCUAUCGUCAACCAACAGCAGUUCGAACACAAUUUGGGUACCAUGGAGGUGAAGACGUUGGCAUUUGGGCUGAUGGACCAUUCUCAGAGUUGUUUUCGAGUUCUUUGGAGAACACUGAAGUCGCCUACAUCGUGAAGUUCCUUCUAUGCUUGAGCACCACUGACUUCACAAUUUGUGAUAUUCCUUCGAAGUCGGAAGUGCUGUCAAGAGAUUCAAGAGAUCCAGCGCGCCUCAAUGCUUUGGAAAAAGGCUACCCCAGAUGGGACCGGAUGGUAUUCAGCAUUCGAGGAGAAUGUGUUAAACAGAAAUGCAAGUACGCCUUCCGAGAGAACAGCACACGAGUGUUGAAGUACAGUCCUAGAAGCAAUCAAGGUGGAUAUUUCUGA
Messenger RNA from Cooperia oncophora, 552 nucleotides. The record is from the annotation of a GenBank genome assembly. Lineage: Eukaryota; Metazoa; Nematoda; Chromadorea; Rhabditida; Trichostrongylidae.